AACACUCUGUAUACCCAUUCGUCACAGUGCUGAAAAGCAAUUUAGGGCUUCAUCUCUCUCUCUCUCUCUCCCCAAAUUAGGGCUUUUCAUUUCUCACUCUCUUGCAAACGAGGGGUUUUCCUUACCAGGGUAUGAUGUGGCAGCAGAAAAAAUCAAAAAGCGGUGUAACCAGCACUGGCAGUUCUGCUGAGCUGGCUCACUAUAAUCCCGUGCAUUUUAUUCAAACCAUUACAAGGGGAGAGGUGGUUAAAGUUAUCAACACCGGUCCUUAUGGAAAACCGCCGUUUAAGUUCAGGGAAGUUGCUGCAAUUUAUCGCAAUGGAGAUUCUAGUAUCAAAAGAGAUUGCUUAAACUUCCCACCGAGUAGAAAUUUAAGGGAAACCAAUGUCUCUCAAUCACGUAGUUGUGAUGGGAUCACACAUGGCUAUGAUACCAGUGAGUUAAAGCAUUCUCCUCUUAAUGUUGAUCAUAAAAUAGAUAAUAUACAUCAUGCAUGUGAUGAUUAUUACAGUGAUGAUGAUAUUUCUAAUGGGUUGACGUUGAGAGAACUACAAAAAAUGUGCAAAGCUAAGCUGAGGAAAAUUGGGCCCCCUUCAUGUUCUAAAAGUUCUCUGCGUUCAGAUCAGAACAAUGACAACAUUGAUGUUAUGAAUGUCAGUACUAAUUUUCAGGAUUAUUCUCAUCUUGAAGACCCCCCUAAGAAGAGGAACUGUGCUUUUAUUGAGUCACAUGAAGAUGAUUCAGAUUUAGAAACUCUUGGCAGUUGGACAGCAAAGGUGUCCAAGAAGUUUAAGGCGAAAAUGAGCUCGGCACCAACUGAUUCAAAUUACUCCAUGAAAGUGCAAAUUAAAAGAGAAUGCCCCUCACCCAACAAAGAUGAAAUGAUGAAUGGUAUAAAUGACAGCUGUAUUUCUUAUUCAGAUUAUCCCAUGAAAGCACAAAUAAAAAAAGAAUUCCCAUCAUUUGACGAAAAUGAAGUGAUAAGGGUUAGAGAUGACAAUUUUACUUCUGAUUGUUCUGUCUCUUUGGGUUUUUCUGAUCAACCACCGGAAGUUGCUAUGGGAACAAAUAUAGUAGAUUCAUUGGGUGGAGAGCCCAGCAUGGGCACAAACAUUGCUAUUGAUUGUUUGACUUCAAAACUUCCCAGUGAAGCUGGAGAAGUUCCUGAACUUGCUCCCCAAAUCACCAGUGGAGCUAGUUCAUUCCACUAUUUUGAGCGUAUCAAUUCUGAAGAAGAAAGUCAAUCCGAAGUGCUUCAAAGUUUAGGUGAUUAUGCAGUGAGAACUAACAUAGGAGAUUCAUUGGGUGGAGAGCGUGGUAUGGGCACAAACAUUUCUAUUGAUUGUUUGGUUUCAAAAAUUCCCGGUGAAGCUGGGGAGGCUCCUGAACUUGCUCCCCAAAUCGCCAGUGGAGCUAGUUCAUUACACUGUUUUGAGCGUAUCAAUUUUGAAGAAGAGAGUCAAUCCGAAGUGCUUCAAAGUUUAGGUGAUUAUACAGUGAGAACUAACAUAGGAGAUUCAUUGGGUGGAGAGCCUGGUAUGGGCACAAACAUUUCUAUUGAUUGUUUGGUUUCAAAAAUUCCUUGUGAAGUUGGGGAGGCUCCUGAACUUGCUCCCCAAAUUGCCAGUGGAGCUAGUUCAUUCGACUGUUCUGAGUGUAUCAAUUUUGAAGAAGAAAUUCAAUCCGAAGCGCUUCAAAGUUCAGGUGAUUGUGUCAUGAUUCUAGAGAGAGAAGCUUCUCCCUCUAUUGACCGGAGUACAGCUGUGGCAGUGAGUUCGCUUAACUGCAGUCUCUCCCAAGAAGAGCAUCCAUGUGAAGUUCUUCAGAGGUCAGGUGAUUGUGCAAUUAUUCUAGAGCAAGAAGAUUCUCUCGCUUUGGAUGCGGAUACAACCAAGACAGCUGGUUCUGAAAGUUGCGGUCUCUCCCAAGAAGAGUAUGAAUGUGAAAUGCUUUACAGUUCAGGUGAUUGUGCACGGAUUUUAGAGAGAGGGUCUUCUCUCCAAAUGAAUGGGGUUACUGAAACUGAUUCUUCUGAAAGUUUCAACCUUCCCCAAAAAGAGCAUCAAAGUGAAGUGCUUCAAAGGACAGUGGAUUGUGCAGUUUUUCUCGAGAGAGAGGCUUCUGUCUCUAUUGUUCAGGGUUUAACUGAGACAAGUGGUUCUGAAAGAUGCUAUCUUCCUCAAGAAGAGCACAAAUGUCAUAUUCUUCAAAGUUCAGGUGUUUGUGCAGGGAUCCUAGAGAGAGAAGAUUCUCUCUCUAUGGACCAGAGUACAACUAAAAGUAUUUAUUCUGAAGGCUGCAACCUUCCACAAGAAGAGCAUCAAUUUGAAAUGCUUAAAAGUUCAGGUGAUUGUGCAGUGAUUCUCGAGAGAGAAGCUUCUCAUCAGUAUGAAAUGCUUCAAAGUUCAGGUGAUUGUGCAAUGAUUCUCGAGAGAGAAGCUUCAGGCGAUUGUGCAGGGAUCCUAGAGAGAGAAGAUUCUCUCUCUAUGGACCAGAAUACAGCUAAAAGUAUUUAUUCUGAAGGUUGCAACCUUCCACAAGAAGUGCAUCAAUUUGAAAUGCUUCAAAGUUCAGGUGAUUGUGCAGUGAUUCUCGAGAGAAAAGCUUCUCACUCUGUGGAUCGUGGUACAGCUGAGACAGUGGAUCUUGACCAUCAAUCUGUGGAUUACCAACCAAGCUGUUGUCAGGAGGGUAGUUUUCAUUCGUCCACUGAUGUUGGUUACACAUUCGAGGAGUUUUGUAGAAGUAUAGAUGCACUUGGGGUUGAGUCUUUUGGUCUUAAACCUUGUGAUUCAAAGUUGUGGAGAAGCAGCAAGGAAUUGUUUGAGAAAUACUUGAAUGAGAAGCUAAAUCUCCCACCAACAAAGCUUUUUUCAGGAAGAAAGGUAUCUCUCUCUCUCUCUCACACACACACACACACACACACAGACACACACACACACACAUAUCGCCGGAAGAGAAUAUAUUUUAGGAAGGCAAACGAUGAUAAGACUGCACCAACUGAAGCUGGUAUGGAAAAUUUUGAGUCAUCAUCUGAUUCCAUCAACAAGCUCUCUAAAAGUGCUUCAUCAUCUAGCCCUAGCAAGUGUUCUUCUCCCCAUAAAGAAGACAAUAGUCCCACUAGCUCAGAGUUUCACAAGAUCAAUUCGGGUCCUUCAACUCUCAAAGGGAUUCUUAAGUCUUCUUCACCCUCUUCAGUGGCUUCCUAUGCUUGCUCACUCUGUGAUUCUGUUGGCCUAGAAGCCAAGAAAGCCAUUGCUUUUUCGCAAAGGCAAAUGCAUGAUAUUGAGUCUCUGACCAUGAAGCUUGUGAAGGAAUUGAAAUCCAUGAGAAAUAUUGUGGAGAGUUUGCUUCCUGAAGAAUGGCCUGAUUUAUCUUCAAAGCAUAUCUACAAUGGGAUGAAAAAUGCUACCUUCAAUGCAAGUGAGACAGAGGAAACUGCAAGAAAAUGGCUUUCUAUGAUGUCCAAGGAUUGCAAUCGCUUCUGUAAAAUCAUGAUGGGGGAUGGCCCUUUGUUUUACCAGAUACCUUAUUGGUAUAUGUUGUAUUCUCUCUGGAGUCUGAACCAUGUGGGAAUUGCUCACUUUUUGUGUUCUUUGAUUGGCUCUUGGGUUGUUCAGAGGUCUAGAGAGAGAAAGGGUGCACCAAUCAAUGGGUAUCAUAAGGUGCAGAAGAGGAUCACAUUUGCUGAUGAAGCUGGGGGAAAGCUGUGCCAUGUGAGAGUCUUUGAGGAUUAUCCAUUUGAUGAUUUAUGAGGAUUAUUAUCCUGAUUCUUUGACCGAGUAUUGGAUUGCAGCUGCUAAAACUUCUUGCCCCCAAUGUAUACUUAAUUUUUCUCUCACUACUUUUUCCUUCUCUCUGUAAUUUGUUGUGCUAAACUGCUAAUCUGAUGUAAAGGUACUGAUUAUUGGUGGAAUUCAGCACAUUGUAAGCC
Amborella trichopoda is the source of this 3934-nucleotide messenger RNA. The record is from RefSeq and is a predicted model, not a curated record. NCBI's taxonomy places the organism in Eukaryota, Viridiplantae, Streptophyta, Magnoliopsida, Amborellales, Amborellaceae.